UGACUUUUUCUUUGCAGCUACUCGUGAGUCAAAACUCAAUAUCGUCAUCUUGCCAGGCAGCGUAGAUUCGUGGCCUGGAAAGUGCGCAUGGUAUUUCUUGGACAAUGGGUACUCAAGAAAGUCAACACGAUAGUAGUCACACUGUUUUAGCUAAUGACUGGACAAUCGAUGAAGACCGUUUGCUUUUGAAGCUCAUUUUGGAUGCAAGCAGAAAUGAUAAACGAAGUGCGUUUAUUUCAAUAAGGCGUCUGAAAUGGAAGGUGAAUAUCCCAGGUCGAAGUGAGGAAGAAGUUAAGAACCGCUGGCGUCUGCUAUUGAAGAAAGUUUCGGCAACUCGGACUUUGUUUGAGAUCGCGAGCGAUGUUUCCAUGAGGCUGAAUGAUGAACAACUUUGCUUACCAUUCAAGCUUCUGAUGGCAAAAGAACAUAAUGAUUAUCCACCAAAGCCAAGAAACGCUAGUACCAUAUACAUGCAUGCAAAACUGAGGGUGUGGGAGAAAAAUACCACAGGAGCUACGCAUAAUGUUGACGUCUUGAAGAUUCUGAGGACGAAAUUCAAAAAUACGCCUAAAGCAAAGAAGACGAAGUAUUUUCGCUUGGAAAGGGAGGAACAGGAGAUUUAUGAAGAACGGAAAGAAGAGUUUUUGGCUGCCCAUCCGGAGUACAAUGAUGCGUCUAAUAUGCCGAAAAUUCCACCCACCCCAUUCUCCUUGUUCCUGAUUAAGAAUGAUGCGGAAACGUACUCUCCUAAGGCGAGGGCAGCUCAGCGAGAGAUUUUCGAGGCUUUGUCGCCGAAAAAGAUGGCGAAGUUCACCAAGCAUGCGGUGGAUUUAUUCUCGAAAUUCUUUGAUGAACUUGUAGUGUAUGUUGCUAUGAACAUCAGUCAACCUUUCAUGCCGGAGCAUGUCACACGUGCAAAAGAGGCUGCAAAACUUUAUCGGAAAGCAAGUAACUUGACAAUCCAAGAACGUGGAGGUUUUAUUUCAUACGUCAAGGACGUUUCGGCUGACUGGAAUGGAAUGAUUUGGCAGGAUAAAGUCAAGAAGGCUGGUGCAUCGUGGAAAACGCUUUCCAAAGAGAGCCAGGAAGCUUACCACACGGCAGCAAAGUUGGCUCAGAAAGGGAGCUCUGAUUCUGCACUCCUACCAUGCAUCAGAUUAAGUUACAUACAAAAGUGUCCAGUUUUUGUGUAUGCCUUCUCGCAUUUUGAAGAGCUCAAGGUGAAGCAUCCAAGCAUGAGUGAACUUGAAAUGCGCGCGCUCAUUUUGGAGCAAUGGCAUGCACUCCGCAAAGAAGAUCAGAAAGUCUAUUUUGAAGAAGGGAAAAGAAUUAAAUUUCGAAGAGCUGUGAUGGAAGCCAUGAAUCUUCAAAAUGUGGAAGAGACACCGGUGCUUCCUCCAUUUAGCAUCGAAGCGCUGCAUCAAGAGACGAUGAUAAACUCAUCUCUGGGAAAGAAAUAUGCCUCAUCAAUGGAAUUUGAGAAAUUAACAAUGAAGAAAAAGAAGGAUCUUGAAGAAGUUCUCAGGGAAAAGGAAGAGAGCUUUGUUCAAGAGUUCAAAGAAUUUGUGCGAACCGCGACUUCGAAAGCCUUGAUGGCCUACUUGCAGAAAAUAGGUCAAGAUCAUUCGGCAGCUUCUAAGAUCAAUGAUGACGAACACGUGAGGGACGAUGAAGAUAGUGGAGAUGAGUCUUGUGAGGAAUACGUUGAUCUCGAAAUAAAACAUGCAGAGGACGACGAUGAGGAACUGGUUGACCCCCUUAAGUUGGAAAAUCUGCAUCCGGAUUCAUCGGAUUACUCGGAUGAUGAACCAGUGGCAAAAAAGCCUGUUGCGCGUCGGGUCCAAAUUCCUCAGUUUUCUUCUGAUUCUGAAGAUGAAGAUUAUCCCCCAAAGAAAACGCGAAGAAAUAUCAAGUUUCCGAAGACAUCGGCUGCCGUUGCAACUUCCGCGAAACGCCAUUCUGAAAACCAGAAAAGGACUUCAACUGUCAAAUCAAACGUUUCUGCGCCGAAGAUUGCGAAGAAGUCUCUUCAGAGUCCUGUUGGGAUCUCUAUCAAACAAGAAAACAUUUCCGAAUUGAAAUUUUCUCCACGUGACCCAGGAAUGCUGGGGAAAAGAAAAUGGAUGAAGGGUCGACUGAUGCUGAUGGAUGACAAGGAUCAACGUGAUGAAGUUCGUCUGCCUCAACCGAAGAAAUCUUUGUGCGAAGUGCGGGUAUGUUCAAGACAGCGAAUCUAAAAGUUCCACUGCGUGACAAAUUUGCAUAUCUUAAUCGUUAUGAGCCAAGCGUUUGAGUUUUUGAUUAGGGUGUUUUACAAUUUUUCGGUGCCUCACGUGAGAGUAUUCGUUUGAAGAACCAUUGACGUUUUUGAAUGUUCUGUACAAAAUCGGUGGAACCCGUCUUCAAAGGACAAUUCAUUGUGCAACUACAAUGAGGAAUUUCGAAGGGAUGUUUUCCAUGUUGAUGAUCAAAUGUGUCACCUGCGUGAGUGUGGUUUUUUUAUGGCUCGUUUAUGCUUCUAAAAUGGAGAUGGUUUCAGAAUGCAUUGAAUUUCCUGCCGAUAUAA
Notodromas monacha is the source of this 2566-nucleotide messenger RNA. Lineage: Eukaryota; Metazoa; Arthropoda; Ostracoda; Podocopida; Cyprididae. The record is from the annotation of a GenBank genome assembly.